AUGGGGAAGAGAGUGGCCAUUGUCGGAGCUGGUGUCAGUGGCUUAGCCUCCAUCCGGUGCUGUCUGGAAGAGGGGCUGGAGCCCACCUGCUUUGAGAGAAGCAAUGAUGUUGGAGGCCUGUGGAAAUUCUCGAACCAAGCCGAAGAAGGCAGAGCCAGCAUUUACCAGUCCGUAUUCACCAACUCUUCCAAAGAGAUGAUGUGCUUUCCAGACUUCCCAUAUCCUGAUGACUUUCCCAACUAUAUGCACCACAGCAAGCUCCAGCAAUACAUAAGGACAUUUGCUCAAAAAAAGAACCUUUUAAGAUAUAUACAGUUUGAGACCCUGGUUUCUAGCAUAAAGAAAUGUCCCAACUUCUUAGUCACUGGGCAAUGGGAAGUUGUUUCGGAAAAGGAUGGGAAACAGGAAUCUGCUAUUUUUGAUGCUGUAAUGAUUUGUUCAGGACAUCAUGUGUACCCCAAUCUACCAACUGAUUCUUUUCCUGGCCUACACCGGUUUCAAGGCCACUACCUCCACAGCAGGGACUACAAGGACCCAGAAGCCUUCAAAGGGAAGAGGGUCCUGGUGAUCGGCCUGGGGAACUCCGGAUCUGACAUUGCCGUAGAGCUCAGUCGUCUGGCUGCACAGGUCAUUAUCAGCAGCAGAAGUGGUUCUUGGGUCAUGAGCCGGGUUUGGGAUGAUGGCUAUCCUUGGGACAUGGUGUACGUGACCCGUUUUGCAACCUUCCUCCGGAAUGCCCUUCCUUCAUUUGUCUCCGACUGGUUAUAUGUCAAGAAGAUGAACACAUGGUUUAAGCAUGAGAACUAUGGCCUGAUGCCUUUAAAUGGUCCCCUGAGGAAAGAGCCUGUGUUCAAUGACGAGCUCCCAUCCUGCAUCCUGUGUGGUACCGUAUCCAUCAAGCCCAGCGUGAAGGAGUUUACAGAGACCUCAGCUGUGUUUGAGGAUGGGACCGUGUUUGAGGCCAUCGACUACAUCAUCUUCGCAACAGGCUAUAAUUAUGCCUACCCCUUCCUUGAUGACUCCAUCAUCAAAAGCAGAAACAAUGAGGUCACCUUGUUUAAAGGCAUCUUCCCCCCAAAAAUGGAGAAGCCUACCUUGGCUGUGAUCGGCCUUGUCCAGUCCCUUGGGGCUGCCAUCCCCACGGCUGACCUGCAGGCUCGCUGGGCGGCUAAAGUGUUUGCAAAAUCAUGUACCUUGCCAACUACAAGUGAAAUGAUGGAUGACAUUGAUGAGAAAAUGGGGAAAAAACUCAAGUGUUUGUCGUUUUCUUUCCUCAGGUUCGGCCAGAGCCAGACUUUGCAGACGGAUUACAUCACAUACAUGGACGAGCUGGGCUCCUUCAUAGGGGCCAAGCCCAACAUACCGUGGCUCUUCCUGACUGAUCCCCAGCUGGCCCUGGAGGUGUUCUUUGGUCCUUGUAGCCCAUACCAGUUUCGACUGAUGGGACCAGGGAAGUGGGAUGGGGCCAGAAAUGCCAUCCUGACCCAGUGGGACAGGACAGUAAAGCCAACCAGGACAAGAGCUGUCCGUGAAGCCCAAAGACCCCAACACUUUCACAACUUGCUCAAAAUGCUUUCAUUCCCAGUGCUUUUGCUGGCUGUUUGGCUUACAUUUUACUAA
Enhydra lutris kenyoni (northern sea otter) is the source of this 1620-nucleotide messenger RNA. RefSeq names its product putative dimethylaniline monooxygenase [N-oxide-forming] 6. Lineage: Eukaryota; Metazoa; Chordata; Mammalia; Carnivora; Mustelidae. Gene Ontology annotation, molecular function: N,N-dimethylaniline monooxygenase activity; flavin adenine dinucleotide binding; NADP binding. The record is from RefSeq and is a predicted model, not a curated record. The transcript is spliced from 9 exons. The coding region runs from base 1 to 1620 and encodes 539 amino acids.